This is a messenger RNA of Lutra lutra (Eurasian river otter), 2417 nucleotides long. RefSeq names its product ankyrin repeat domain 34C (gene ANKRD34C). NCBI's taxonomy places the organism in Eukaryota, Metazoa, Chordata, Mammalia, Carnivora, Mustelidae. Gene Ontology annotation, molecular function: protein binding. The record is from RefSeq and is a predicted model, not a curated record. Bases 188 to 1792 code for a protein of 534 amino acids. The transcript has 2 exons.
UAUUUACGAGGUGACCUGAGAGGCUGCCUCGCUGCUCGAUGCUGGGGCUGCGGCAGCGAACCAGGCAGACAUGGGCCUUUCCGUGUGGGGAAGCCAGCGUGGCCCACGGGCACGAAUUGUGGUUUCCUCCACGACAUUUGAGGUCUGAUCGCCGUGGUGGCCCGGAGGCACUGCCGAGGCCGGGGUGAUGGAUGACGACACGGAGCUAAGGACGGAUGGGAACUCCCUCCUGAAGGCGGUGUGGCUGGGGAGGCUCAGGCUGACCAGGCUCCUCCUGGAAGGGGGCGCUUACAUCAACGAGAGCAACGACAAAGGGGAGACGGCCCUCAUGGUAGCGUGCAUCACCCAGCACGUGGACCAGCAGAGCACCAGCAGGCCCAGGAUGGUGAAGUACCUGCUGGACCAGAGGGCAGACCCCAACAUCCAGGACAAGUCCGGCAAGACGGCGCUCAUCCACGCCUGCAUCCGGAGGGCGGGGGGCGACGUGGUGUCCCUGCUUCUGGAGAACGGCGCGGACCCCAGCCUCGAGGACCGCACGGGGGCUUCGGCCCUGGUCUACGCCAUCAACGCCGAUGACAAGGACGCCCUGAGGCACCUACUGGACGCCUGCAAAGCCAAAGGGAAGGACGUGAUCAUCAUAACAACCGCGAAGUCGUCGUCAGGCACCAAAACCACCAAGCAGUAUCUCAACGUCCCUCCUUCGCCCGGAGGAAAAGACCGCCAGUCCCCGCCGCUGUGCACGUCCCCCUCGGACAUUGAACUGAAGGCUCCAGGCCGGGGUGCCCCACCCACGGAGAGGGAGGAGGACUUCUUCAGCCUCCAGUCAGGGCGUCUGAGUGCCUGCAACAUGGUCAAGGCUCUCAACGAGCCCGGGUCGCCCCUCAGGAAAGUGGGGAACCUCAAGCGGGCCCGCCUGCCCCAGCUGAAGAGGCUGCAGUCCGAACCCUGGGGCCUGAUUGCGCCGUCCGUGCUGGCAGCCGGCGCACGUCAGGACGAGACCCACGGCCCCAGCCCGGACAGUGAGGUCAUCAAGAGCUUUAGCGAUGUGUCCUUCCCCAAGAGGGGGCCGCUCUCCAGAACCAGCAGCAUCGAUGGCAAAGACCCCACCUUCUUCCCCACCGUCGCCGAGCAGGUGCAGAAGAUCAUGGCCUCCCCAGGACCAGCAUCCUGGAAGGCCGCCCAUGAGAAGGGUCAGGCUUCCCACCCCCGUCUGGCCCGGAGAGGAACUCUCCCCAUCGACCAGGAAAAGGUGGGUAUCGGUCCAGCAGGCCCCCCUGCCCUCAAAGAUCCUGUGUCCCUCAAGCGGCUGGAGAGUGAUUUGCACGACUUAGAUUUACAGGCUGGGGCCGACCAGCUCAGCUCGGUCUCCCUGGAAUCCAGCAAAGGGCCCUUGGACAGGAAGAGGCUCGACGGCUCCCUCCUGGCUCUCUUCCACGGCUCGCGGGAGUCCCUGGACGCCAAGCCCAGCACGUCCCCCAGCUCGGCGCGCCGCCGGCCGCCGCCUCUCCUGGAAAGGCGAGGUUCUGGAACUCUGCUGCUGGACCGAAUUUCGCACACCAGGCCUGGCUUCCUGCCGCCUUUAAACGUCGGUGGGAACCCACCUAUCCCUGACAUCAGAUCCAGCAGCAAACCGUCUUCUCCACUCGCGAGCGGCUUAAAAUCCAUGGUUCCCGUUGCGCCCAGUUCACCGAAGAGAGCAGACUUGAGAGGCAGACGGGCGCUCCUGCGGAGACACUCCAUGCAGGCGGAGCAGAUGAGGCAGCUGUCAGACUUCGAGCAGACCGUCACCUAGCAGCGCCUGGCAGGCUGUAAACCACAGAACUCUGCGCAGUUACUGGAAGGCACCCUCGUCUAGAGCAACACAGCCGUGCGUCCCGUGGGUCCCUCUGCACUGGUGGUGGGGAUGAAGCCGGGCGCUGCUUCCCUGCGGAAGUGGUCUCUGGGUUUAUGCAGUUUUCCCUGCAAAGAGCUCAGGGUAAUUGGGUUCGAGACACGAAAUCACCGAAACCAAAAAAUUCCCCACGGUUCUCCCUUCGGGGUUGGGAAGGAACAGCAGCAAGUACAAUGAUCCCGGCCCCCGACCCCAGCUCCCCCCCACCAGGCAGGCGAGAACGGAGUCCCCAGACGGUAUUUGGAUCACGCCCUCGGUAACCCAUCUAUAAAGUGCCUACAGAGACGACGAGGCUUUCACAUUUGUCGGGAUGUGCAGGAGCUCAGUGCGCCCGGAGCUCGGAAAUCCCGCAGCUGUGUUCCCUUCCAAGCAGCAGAAGCGGAGCUCCCCCACUCAGAGAGGCCCUGCAGGUGGGCGCUGUCCGGCACCCGGAGCCCCAGACCCUUCCCGCCCCCGUCACACCUGUGUUCAUGCACACCUGCAGGUGUGUAGUGGGUCCCCAGCGAUGUGUCCCCCAAAUCCCGAU